Harpia harpyja (harpy eagle) is the source of this 648-nucleotide messenger RNA. It is a transcript of the gene CFAP144, whose product is annotated as cilia and flagella associated protein 144. Bases 117 to 413 code for a protein of 98 amino acids. The record is from RefSeq and is a predicted model, not a curated record. Lineage: Eukaryota; Metazoa; Chordata; Aves; Accipitriformes; Accipitridae. The transcript has 5 exons. Gene Ontology annotation, cellular component: ciliary base.
CCUCCCCUUUCAUUCAAUACUUAGUGCUAGUGAUGCUCCCUCCAUCUCCAUGACAUGCUGGUUGCAAAUACUUUUAUCUCGGUGAGGAAAGCAGGCUGGAGAAAGCAUAUGAUCACAUGCAUCUGAGACCGAUAGGACUAUUGCUGCCUUUCCUGUGCACCACAGGACUUCUGGGUACAGACAUUCACACGAUCACAAAGAAGCCCAUGUCUUGGCAUGAUAAUAUAGAAGAGCUAGCAGAUGCCAAGUUUCUGAAUCUUAUUCACCAAGCAGCACUGGAGCCAACAAAGAAAUAUGCAGAGCCACAAACUGAAAGCCAAGAAAUUGGCUGGAACACAACACCUCUGAUUCACGUGGACCGUACUGAUCGCAGACUCUACUUCCCACGACGGAGAACCGAGAUUACUAAAUAAAUGGCUGCCAUGGGGCACGGGGAGGAGCACUCUGAGAACCUGAAGUUGUAGAGUGGCCAAGCCACACAGCUUAGAAGCAGUUAAUGACAUCUAACGUGUUAGGCCCUGCUUGUUAUUAGAUGAGUCUGGUACAUUUCUGGCAAGAGAAGAUAGCAAGGAAAGGGAAGAGAGAGAAACUCAGUCUGUCCAGACUUGCAGCCUGGCAAUAGUUACAGAAAUAAACCUAUUUAUAAGA